This is a messenger RNA of Manacus vitellinus (golden-collared manakin), 1155 nucleotides long. It is a transcript of the gene TBX1, whose product is annotated as T-box transcription factor 1. Gene Ontology annotation, molecular function: DNA-binding transcription factor activity, RNA polymerase II-specific; RNA polymerase II cis-regulatory region sequence-specific DNA binding. Gene Ontology annotation, cellular component: nucleus. The record is from RefSeq and is a predicted model, not a curated record. Gene Ontology annotation, biological process: regulation of transcription by RNA polymerase II; positive regulation of DNA-templated transcription; cell fate specification. Lineage: Eukaryota; Metazoa; Chordata; Aves; Passeriformes; Pipridae.
CUGGGCACCGAGAUGAUCGUCACCAAGGCAGGCAGGCGCAUGUUCCCCACCUUCCAGGUGAAGAUAUUCGGCAUGGACCCUAUGGCUGACUACAUGCUCCUCAUGGACUUCGUUCCCGUAGACGACAAGCGAUACCGGUACGCCUUCCACAGCUCCUCCUGGCUGGUGGCCGGCAAAGCCGACCCCGCCACCCCCGGGAGGGUCCAUUACCACCCGGACUCCCCGGCCAAAGGGGCGCAGUGGAUGAAGCAGAUCGUUUCCUUUGAUAAGCUCAAACUGACCAACAAUUUGCUGGACGACAACGGGCAUAUCAUUUUGAACUCCAUGCACAGAUACCAGCCGCGUUUUCACGUGGUCUAUGUGGACCCCCGGAAAGACAGCGAGAAAUACGCGGAGGAGAACUUCAAAACCUUCGUCUUCGAGGAGACACGUUUCACAGCCGUGACCGCCUACCAGAACCACAGGAUCACACAGCUGAAGAUCGCCAGCAACCCUUUUGCCAAGGGAUUCAGAGACUGUGACCCUGAGGACUGGCCCAGGAACCACAGGCCAGGGGCUCUUCCUCUCAUGAGUGCUUUUGCCAGAUCCCGGAAUCCAGUCUCUUCCCCGGCCCACCAGAAUGGGACAGAGAAAGGAGCUGCAGUCAGCCGGCGGGAACUUCGGCGGGGGGCGGGCGGGACGGCUGCACCAGGCGGAGCCGCGCACCAGCGCUCAUGUCCCGCGUUGCUCAGCCCCGCGCUGCCCGGCGGCCCCGGCGGGCUGGUGCCCGCUGUCCGGCCGGGGGCUGGCCGCCGAGCCCCCCGCCCACCACGAACUGCGCCUGGAGCCCGCGCGUCCGAGCCGCUGCACCACCACCCCUACAAGUACCCGCCGGCCGCCUACGACCACUACCUGGGCGCCAACGGCCGGCCCGCCCCUACCCCCUGCCCAGCAUCGCCGGGGCACGGCUACCACCACCACCACAACCACCACAUUGAACGCGGCGCCGCGCCGCGCGCGGCCGCCAACAUGUAUCGGGCCGGCCGGGGCGCCCGCGGCUACGAGUACGUGACCGCGGUAACGGGCCGCGGGACCGGCUCCGCCACGGACACGCCCGCCCGCCGCCCUCGCCUCUCGCCCCUCAGCCACCCGAUUAGGCCGGCCCACCUGAAUUGA